AUGGCAAAAGAGCAACCAUUUGAGCAAUUCUCCGACGAGGAGGAGGUCAUCUCUUCCGAGGAAUCAGAACUCGAGGAGGAAAUCCCCCGCCAGCGCAAACCGAAGCCCGUGUUCGACGAGAAGGAUUCCGACGAAGAAGAGCUCGAGAGGCUGGUCUUGGGAGGCAAGGCCGAUUUUCGCGAACAGCUCUUUCGCAACGAUGUGCUCGGCGAUAUUGAACGACUCGAGAGAGAGAAGAACCUCCAGCUCACCAAGCCGGACGACGAGCCCACACUAGAGGAAGUCGCCGACCACGACCUCUUCUUCCUCGACACCGGAGUCUCUGGGGCAAAAGGCGACGCAAAGGCGGGCAGCAAGCAAGAAACAGCGGCCGUUGACGAGAACGCGCCCGCGUGGGAGGACAGCGACGACGAGCGAUUGACCGUUUCCCUGGCGACCGCGACGAGGUUACGAAAGCUGCGCCUCACCGAGGCCGAGGACAUGGUCAGCGGCGCCGAGUACAGCAGAAGACUAAGACAGCAAUUCGUCCGCCUAAACCCCCUCCCGAAAUGGGCGCAAGAGCCGUCGUCCGAAGGACGCCCCGCAAAGAGGAGAAGACGCUCAUCCGCCGCCGCCUCCGACUCCUCCAUCAGCUCCGACGAAGAAGACAGUGCCGAGGACCUCUCCGCGGCGCCCCUCGAGAAAUUCAUGCGCGAUGUCCACCGCCUCGCCGGCCGCGGCGCCGCAAACGGCGGCAAAGCCCGCCUCCGGCCCGAGGUCAUUGACAUCCAGCGCACGCGCGAGAUCCCCGACACUCACAAGGCCGCCGUCAACAACCUCUCCUUCCACCCGCGAUACCCCGUCCUUCUCUCCUCGAGCGUCUCCUCCGUGCUCUACCUGCACCACCUCAACCCGACAGCCCACCCGACGCCGAACCCGAUGCUCACCUCGGUGCAGGCCAAGGGCGUCGACGUCCGCCGCGCCGAGUUCCUCUACCCCUCGGGCGACCAAAUCUUCUUCGCGGGACGGCGCAAAUUCUUCCACAGCUGGGACCUGCAGACGGGCCACGUGCAAAAGACGUCGCAGAUCCAGGGCCACAGGCUCGAGCACAAGACCAUGGAGCGCUUCAAGCUUAGCCCCUGCGGGCGGUACAUGGGCCUUGUGGCGUCGACGAAAAAGGGCGGCGGCAUCAUCAACAUCGUCAGCACCGAGUCGAGGCAGUGGAUCGCGGCUGCCAGACUGGACAGCCGGCACGGCAUCGCCGAUUUCGCGUGGUGGAGCAACGGCGAGGGCCUGUCGAUCCUCGGCAGGGACGGCUCCGUCGGCGAGUACAGCGUCGGCGAGAAGCGGUUCCUGGCCGUGUGGCACGACGACGGCUGCGUGGGCGGCAUCGUCAUCGCGCUAGGCGGGCACCAAGGGCCCGAAUUCCUCGGCGACGACAGGUGGGUCGCUGUCGGCUCCAGCAGCGGCAUCACCAACAUCUACGACCGCCACACGCUCGUCAAGGCGUCCAAGGCCGGCGAGGUCGACGUCGAGCAGCGGCCCGAGCCGACGCGCACGUUUGAGCAGCUCGUCACGCCCAUCACGGUGUUGACCUUCUCCCCCGACGGCCAGCUGAUGGCAUUCGGCAGCACAGAGACCAAGGACGCGCUGCGCCUAGUUCACAUCCCCAGCUGCACCGUCUACAGGAACUGGCCCACGGAACAGACGCCCCUGGGCAGGAUCACGAGUGUUGCAUUUGGGCGGAGCAGCGAGCUCCUCGCGGUCGGUAAUGAUACGGGCAAAAUUAGAAUGUGGGAGAUUAGGAGUUAA
Colletotrichum godetiae is the source of this 1791-nucleotide messenger RNA. Its product is annotated as U3 small nucleolar RNA-associated protein. The coding region runs from base 1 to 1791 and encodes 596 amino acids. The record is from RefSeq and is a predicted model, not a curated record. The transcript has a single exon. Gene Ontology annotation, biological process: rRNA processing. Lineage: Eukaryota; Fungi; Ascomycota; Sordariomycetes; Glomerellales; Glomerellaceae. Gene Ontology annotation, cellular component: small-subunit processome; Pwp2p-containing subcomplex of 90S preribosome. Gene Ontology annotation, molecular function: protein binding.